AUGGCGGAAGGCAACGACGCUCGGAACGGAAACGUUGACUCCCUCAUCAGCAGGGAGCACGGGAGAAAAUACUGGGAAGCAACCGAAGCCAACGUUGAUGGCAUGCUCGGCGGUCUCCCCCACACCGACCACAUCAGCAGGGUCGACAUUCGAGGUUCACGCAACUUCCUGGCGAAGCUCGGCAUCGGAGCAAAGCCCGGGCAGCGUGUUGCAGCCAGCGCUCUGGAGGGCGGGGCCGGCAUCGGUAGAGUGACCCAGGGCCUUCUCCUUGACGGCAUUGCCAAGCAGGUCGACGUCAUUGAGCCCAUUGCCAAGUUCACUGCCGCGAUGCAGGGCAAGCCUGGUGUGAGAAGCGUCUUCAAUGUCGGCCUGGAAGACUGGCAGCCCACCGAAGGCGCGCAAUACGACCUCGUCUGGAUUCAGUGGUGUGUGGUGCACCUGACCGAUGAGCAGCUGGUCGAGUUUUUGAAGAGGUGCAAGUCGGCUUUGAACCCUGACGGGGGGUUGAUAGUAGUCAAGGAGAACAAUUCGACAGGUGGGAAGGACGAGUUUGACGACAUUGACAGCAGCGUAACGAGAGAGGAUGGUACCUUCCGACGCAUAUUCACUGAGGCGGGCUUGCGCCUCGUUCAGGUUGAGCUGCAAAGAGGCUUACAGGCUCGCGGCAUGCCAGCGCUGUUGCCAGUCAGGAUGUAUGCACUGAAGCCAGCGCAAUGA
This is a messenger RNA of Chaetomium strumarium, 717 nucleotides long. RefSeq names its product alpha-N-methyltransferase NTM1. The transcript is spliced from 3 exons. Lineage: Eukaryota; Fungi; Ascomycota; Sordariomycetes; Sordariales; Chaetomiaceae. Bases 1 to 717 code for a protein of 238 amino acids. The record is from RefSeq and is a predicted model, not a curated record. Gene Ontology annotation, cellular component: cytoplasm. Gene Ontology annotation, biological process: N-terminal protein amino acid methylation. Gene Ontology annotation, molecular function: N-terminal protein N-methyltransferase activity.